GGGCGGGGCCACGUGGCUCCUCCUUGCGGGCGGAGGCCUGAGGUGCUCGGCGGCCACCGGGUACCGACUGGUCACGAACUUGUGUGAGGUGGACGUUCCUGCCGCUGAGAAUGAGGGGGUGCGGCCGCCGUUCUGGGCCGCCGUCGUGGCUGCUGCUGCUGCUGCUGCCGCCGCUGUGGCUCACGGUACCGGGUGCUGGCGCGGCCCAGCUCUCGGUGCUCUACUCGUCCUCCGACCCGCUGACGCUGCUGGAGGCGGACACGGUGCGCCGGGCGGUUCUCGGGUCCCGCAGCGCCUGGGCGGUGGAGUUUUUCGCCUCCUGGUGCGGCCACUGCAUCGCCUUUGCCCCGACGUGGAAGGCUCUGGCCAACGACGUGAAGGAGUGGAGUCCAGCACUGAAUCUUGCUGCCCUGGACUGUGCUGAUGAGACUAAUAGUGCUGUCUGCAGAGACUUCAACAUCCCUGGCUUCCCAACUGUGAGGUUCUUUAAGGCCUUUUCCAAGAAUGGCUCUGGAGCAGUGUUGCCAGUGGCUGGUGCUAACGUGCAGAUACUACGGGAGAGGCUGAUUGAUGCUCUGGAGUCCCACCGUGACACAUGGCCCCCAGCCUGUCCACCACUGGAGCCUGCCAAGAUGAAGGAGAUUGAUGAAUUUUUUGCAAGAAAUAACAAGGAGUAUCUGGCCCUGAUCUUUGAAAAGGAAGGCUCCUACUUGGGUAGAGAGGUAACUCUGGACCUGUCCCAGCACCAAGGCAUAGUGGUGCGCAGGGUCUUGAACACAGAGGACGACGUGGUGAGAAAGUUUGGUGUCACUGAUUUUCCAUCUUGCUACCUGCUAUUUCGGAAUGGCUCUGUCUCCCGAGUCCCUGUGCUGGUAGAAUCUAGGCCUUUCUAUACAGCCUACCUGCAGAGGCUGUCUGGACUUACCAGGGAAGCACCCCCAACCACAGCUGCACCAGCCACAGCUGAUAAGAUAGCACCCACAGUAUGGAAGUUUGCAGACCGCUCCAAGAUCUACAUGGCGGACCUGGAAUCUGCAUUACACUACAUCCUACGGGUAGAAGUGGGCAAGUUCUCAGUCCUGGAGGGGCAGCGUCUGGUGGCCCUGAAAAAGUUUGUAGCAAUAUUGGCCAAGUACUUCCCUGGCCAGCCUUUGGUCCAAAAUUUCCUGCAUUCUACAAAUGACUGGCUUAAGAGACAGCAGAGAAGGAAAAUUCCCUACAGUUUCUUCAAAGCUGCCCUGGACAGCAGGAAGGAGGACUCUGUUCUUCCUGAGAGGGUAAAUUGGAUUGGCUGCCAGGGUAGUGAGCCACAUUUCCGGGGUUUUCCCUGUUCCCUGUGGGUCCUCUUCCACUUCCUGACUGUGCAGGCAAGUCAGCAUAGUGAAAACCACCCGCAAGAACUAGCCAGUGGACAGGAGGUUCUCCAAGCCAUCCGGAAUUAUGUUCGGUUCUUCUUUGGCUGCCGAGACUGUGCUGGCCACUUUGAGCAGAUGGCUGCUGCCUCCAUGCACCGAGUGAGGAGCCCAAAUGAUGCAGUUCUCUGGCUCUGGACUAGCCACAACAGAGUUAAUGCUCGCCUCUCAGGUGCCCCGAGUGAGGACCCCCAGUUCCCCAAGGUGCAGUGGCCACCUCGUGAGCUGUGUUCUACCUGCCACAAUGAACUUAGGGGGGUGCCUGUGUGGGACCUCGGUGCCAUCCUCGGUUUCCUCAAGGGCCACUUCUCCCCAACAAACAUCAUCCUAGGCUUUCCUGCAGCUGGACCAGCCCCCCAGAAGGGUACACGGAGUUUGACAGCCACCUCAGAGCUGGAGAUGGAUGUCCUAGAAUUGGCGACCAGAAGUUCAGUGCUAGGUCAUGAGGAGACUGAUUCUGCAGAGUCUCCUGGAACCAUUGUCCUAGAUGUUCCGACUAAGAAGCCUGAGGCAAGUGGCCCCACAGAACUGUACACAGGCCUCAGGAUGAGUGGAGCUGCACCAGGGCAGGGGCCUCCUGAGCACAUGGAAGAGCUUCAGGGGGAUAAACUGGAGCAGCACCAGGGCCAGCAAUACUUGAGCAAGCGAGACACUGGGGCUAUAUUGCUGGCUGAGGUGAACCACCUCCAAGGCCCUUUAGAACUGAGGCGAGGGGGCCGAAGCCCCAAGCAGCUGGCUAGCAUACCUGAAGGGGAUCCAGAGGCCCAAGCUGUAUGGGGCCAAGGCCAGUGGCUACAGGUGCUAGGAGGAGGCUUUUCCCACUUGGAUAUCAGCCUCUGUGUGGGACUCUAUUCCCUGUCCUUCAUGGGCUUACUGGCCAUGUAUACCUACUUCUGGACCAGGCUGAGGGCUCAGAAGGGCCAUACUGCUUACCCUGCAUCCUGAACUGUCCAUGGAGAGGGCAGGAAAGGAAGCUGGCAUCCAUAGGGCUGGACCUUGCCCUGGCCUCUUCUUUACUCCUUGUCCCAUAUCUAGCCUAGGAGGAUGGAAAGUCCGGGAAAAUCAGUUGCUCCACUGAACCCCUUGGGUUUGCUGUGAAGGAUUCCAUAGACAAAAGACAAAAAUGGUCCCAAUCUCAUCUGAUUAGCAUGGGGUGCAGCAGCCUCAGGCAGGGGGUUCAGGGAGGCUCAGGCCCUAGCUUCAGCACCAAAUUCCUGUUUUUCAGCUUAUGUGAAGUCCUGCUCUAUUCUCACUGAAGCCUCAAUGUUUCCUGAUUAGUCUUGGCCUUACAUUGAGGGAAACAAGCCCAGAGUUCACAAGGUUUCUCAUCGAGAGGAGAGGAAUACUGGAUACUCCUGGGCUGGAUAGGCUGGAGUGGAUCUCCUCAUUGCAUUCUGAGGCUCUAUCUACUCCUCUCCCUUCACGACAUGAAGAAAAGGAUCACUUCUGACCUCUCUGGGCUACCCAGUCUCCAGCUCCCCAGACCUGAAUGGGGUUUGGCUUUAGUGGUGGAUCUGGAAUGUUCAAGAAAUCAUUCUGGUCUCUCACAUUCAGACUAGGUUUCUUCUGCAGGAGUGUAGGUUUGGAUUGGUGUAGACUUGCCAGGCUGGGUGGGUAACAGCUACUGGGCUGUGGACUGUGGUGUUUACUCAUGGGCCUGAUUGAGAUGGGGACAGGUGACGCCAGGAUCUGUAGUGCCUUAGUUCUGGGCUGGCUAUGAGAGAGAGAGAGAGAAUGAGAGGAUGGGCUCUUUCCUUCUCUGAGCUGGGGCUCUUGUCUUUUAUUUGGUUUCCAAAAUCAAUGCUAACGGUUGGAUGUGGAGGGUGCUGGGUUGAGGACAGCAAGGGGAGUGUUUCUCUCUCUCUCUCUCUCUCUCUCUCUCUCUCUCUCUCUCUCUCUCUC
Nannospalax galili (Upper Galilee mountains blind mole rat) is the source of this 3314-nucleotide messenger RNA. RefSeq names its product quiescin sulfhydryl oxidase 1 (gene Qsox1). The record is from RefSeq and is a predicted model, not a curated record. Gene Ontology annotation, biological process: protein folding. The transcript is spliced from 12 exons. Gene Ontology annotation, cellular component: Golgi membrane. NCBI's taxonomy places the organism in Eukaryota, Metazoa, Chordata, Mammalia, Rodentia, Spalacidae. Bases 111 to 2357 code for a protein of 748 amino acids. Gene Ontology annotation, molecular function: flavin-dependent sulfhydryl oxidase activity; protein disulfide isomerase activity.